Messenger RNA from Lampris incognitus (smalleye Pacific opah), 2436 nucleotides. RefSeq names its product C-C chemokine receptor type 5. NCBI's taxonomy places the organism in Eukaryota, Metazoa, Chordata, Actinopteri, Lampriformes, Lampridae. Gene Ontology annotation, cellular component: membrane. The transcript has 3 exons. Gene Ontology annotation, molecular function: chemokine receptor activity. Gene Ontology annotation, biological process: G protein-coupled receptor signaling pathway; immune response; chemotaxis. The coding region runs from base 104 to 1165 and encodes 353 amino acids. The record is from RefSeq and is a predicted model, not a curated record.
AGCUUAUCGGCGUGCAUAAGGGGACAGCUCACUAGUGAGGAACCAGGCAGAGAGGAGGCUAGAUCUGACAUCUGCAUGCACCAACACAGAGGUGACACCAACCAUGGACGAUUCUGAACCAAAUUCAACUACAUUAGACUAUGGAGAUUACUAUGAUUCCACCGCAGACUAUUCUCCGUGCAAUAACAGCAAUGUGAGAGACUUUGGAAAGGUGUUCUUGCCGACGCUCUAUACUUUAGUUUUCAUCACUGGCUUCAUAGGUAAUGGCCUGGUGGCGUUUGUCCUGAUGAAAAACCACAACCUGACCAAUCUGACGGAUAUCUGCCUGCUCAACCUGUCUAUCGCCGACCUGCUCUUCGUAAUCUCACUUCCAUUCCUCGCCCACUAUGCCGCUGCUGCUGAAUGGGUCUUCGGAGACUUCCUGUGCCGUUUUGUUACCAGUAUCUUCACCCUGGGAUUUUACAAUAGCACCUUCAUCAUGGUUGUCAUGACGCUGGAUCGCUAUGUGGUCAUCGUCCACGCUCACACAUUGGCACACCAUCGCACAUUGAGGGUAGGAAUGGCUUUGACCGUGUUCGUGUGGCUGCUGAGCAUGUGCAUCUCCCUUCCCUACAUGAUCUUCACACAGGUGAGAAAUGAUUCGAGUGUGUUGAGGUGUGAUUACUACACUGACAGCCAAGGCUGGAAGGAUUUCAACAUCCUAGCAAUGAACAUCUUUGGUCUCCUGCUUCCUCUGCUGAUAAUGGUAGCUUGCUACUCUCGGAUCAUCUGCACUUUGGUGGGGAUGCGAAGCACCAAGAGGCACCGCUCUAUCAAGUUGAUCAUCAUCAUCGUGGUCAUAUUUUUUUUGUUCUGGGCCCCGUAUAACAUCACCCUGUUCUUGACUUUUCUGCAGUCAGGAAAACUGCUUGGAAAUUAUUGCCAAAGGGAAGAAGCCAUUAGCUUCUCAAUACAAGUGACUGAGACUAUUGCAUUUACUCACUGCUGUCUGAACCCCAUCAUAUAUGCCUUUGUAGGACAGAAGUUCAUGCGGCGUGUGCAGAGGCUGCUGAGGAAUUGGUUUCCUUGUUGUUCCCUUCUCUCCUCCAGAGAUAUGUCAGAGAGCUCAGCCAGAAGCUCAGUUAUGUCUAGACCCUCUGAUGUCACCUCUACUGUCGUCCUCUAGAUAGAUGGUAGGUCUCAAUGUUUCACAGGGAAUGAUGAAGUAUAACUCUACCGUGACCAACGUUAGCGUUUUGUUUUUUUUUUUGUUUUUUUCAGUUUUGAUCACUGCCCACCAUGUCAUUAAUUUUGCAUGAAAUGUUUGGUAUUUUGUUGUCGUUGUUGCAUUUCCUGCUCUCAGUUCCACCUGAAGGCAGCAUUGCUGCACCUGAGCUGUAACACAUCUCAGAAUGUUGCUAAUGUAUUUCUAGCCUUAAGAGAUAGGGCUUUUUUUAUUUCUGGAGCCAUAAAGUGACAGAUCUUAGCUCCUCUAUUCUCAAACACUUUUUCAACAAACGGUAAUACAUCGUGUCACUCUAAAUAAGCCCUAAGAAGAGGAACCAAGUAUGUGCACAUCCAGGAAAAAUUAUUAAUGUGCAAGACAAACAUUGUGAAACUAGAACAAAAGAGUAAGGUCUGCACACUGAAAUGCCCCCAAAACGAAUUUAUUCGGCAGCAAUGUUUCAGUCAAUCAGAUCGAAGUGCUGAGGAAGAGCUCCAUCCAUCCAUUGUCCAAAUCACUUGUCCUGCUCUCAGGGUCAUGGGGAUGCUGGAGCCUAUCCCAGCAGUCAUUGGACAGCUGAGGAAAAUAUGACUGAUCGAAAUUUUGUCACAGAAUAAAUUAGUUUUGGGAGCAUUUCAGUGUGCAGACCUUACUCCUUUACCCUAAACAAGCCCCCAGCAUAAAGAUGCUUUUUGAAUCUUGAUGCUGAUUUUUUUUCAGUUUCUCUCCCUUGCUUGGUGGAACAGUGAAGAUACGGGGUUGCUUGACCGAAGAUUGCAUGUUUUGACUGGAACCUCACAACUCAGCUUUUUAACAGGCUAACCGCAGCAUUUCUGUAUGUAGCUAACACGUUUAAAAAUAUCACAUUCCUGAUAUUAGUUUCAUAUAUUUGGGGACUGAGCUAGCAGUUUGAUGAUAUGAGAUGGAAUAGACAUUUAUCUUAAAACAGUAGUUGCAACCUAAUUGUCUCUUUGUACAUAUGAUUUCAUUACUUCUUACUAUAGCAAAAGUUGAGAAUUUUUUUUAUAUACUACGCUUUAAACUGUAACCGGUUAAAAUGUAUGUUAUCUUCAUCAAUGUUUUUGUGCUUUGACAAUAUUUUAAGCAAACAACUUUUUGUUUGCACAUAUCUCAGUUCUGCAGAGGUUCAACAUUGUAUGCACACUCAAAUGGCAUCACAUCCCACUGAUUCAGUUCCAACUUAAGCUUAAAUAUUAAAUAAACACCUUUUC